CGGGGUGUGGCGCCCUGCGCCUGGGGCCGGCGAAAGAGAGAAUGGGGAAGAGGCAGGUGCGUCCUCCACGAACCCUUCCACCUGUACCAAGUCCUAUUCAAGAUGACAUUCCAUUUAAUCGUCCUAAGAAAAAGAAGCCCAGGACAAAAAACACACUAGCUAGUGCUUCUUUGGAAGGCCUUGCUCAGACUGCUGUUCUUAGGCCAUCUGAGGGUAGUGAGCCCCCAACUGGAGAACUCGAAGAGCAUCUAGAGGCUCCUGUUCAAAGGAGACAGAAGAAGACAAGGCUACCUCUUGAAUUGGAGACUUCUUUCACCCAAAAGAAGACGUCUAGUCCAUCUUUAUUACGAAAUGAAAAUGGUGUUGAUGUGGAGCCAGGUGAGGAGGCAGUUAUUCAAAAACCUCGAAGAAAGACAAAGAAAACUAAGCCAGCAGAAUUACAGUAUGCCAAUGAGCUAGGAAUAGAAGAUGAAGACAUAAUUACUGAUGAGCAAACUACUCCAGAACAACAGUCUAUAUUCACUGCACCCACCGGCACCAGCCAUCCUGUAGGCAAAGUAUUUGUGGAAAAAAGCCGGCGAUUCCAAGCUGCUGAUCGUUCAGAGUUGAUAAAGACCACAGAAAACACAGAUAUGUCAAUGGAGAUGAACCCCUCCUGGACCACCAGAGACGUGGCACUUUCAGUGCACCGGGCCUUCAGGAUGAUUGGUCUCUUUUCUCAUGGAUUCUUGGCUGGCUGUGCUGUGUGGAAUAUUGUUGUGAUAUAUGUUUUAGCAGGAGAUCAGCUAUCUAACCUCUCAAACCUUCUGCAACAAUACAAGACCCUAGCAUAUCCAUUCCAGAGUCUUCUCUACUUGCUUUUGUCUCUAAGUACAAUUUCAGCUUUUGACAGGAUUGACUUUGCUAAAACAUCAGUAGCAAUCCGAAAUUUUUUUGCCCUGGAUCCAACAGCUUUAGCAUCUUUCUUGUACUUUACUGCUCUUAUACUAUCUCUGAGUCAGCAAAUGACAAGUGACAGAAUCCACCUUUACACACCUUCUUCUGUUAAUGGUAGCCUCUGGGCAGCAGGAAUUGAGGAACAGAUUCUUCAGCCGUGGAUUGUGGUGAAUCUGGUCGUGACUCUUCUGGUUGGAUUGUCUUGGCUUUUUUUGUCUUAUAGACCAGGCAUGGAUCUUAGUGAAGAGUUAAUGUUCUCUUCUGAUGUGGAAGAAUAUCCUGAUAAAGAUAAAGCAAUCAAAGCCUCUUCAUAAUGCCAACUCACCUUCAGAGGAAUAAUGACCCAGUAUUUUUCCCAUUUUUGUUUUUAAAUAUAUUUUUAUAAGAUGUGUAUAUGUAUAUUUAUAAUAGAUUUUUUGAUUAUAUAAUACUGAAACAUUUCUCAAGAUUAUGUAAAAUGUUAAAAUUGUAUCUAUUUAUACCCGAACAUUAAUUUCUAUAGCAUUACCAUCUUAAUGACAAAGGAGAUAAUGAUUUAGAAACCAGCAGGUAAAAGUGUUUAUUUCCUUUUUUCUCAAAUUAGUUGUAUUUAUACUCAUUAUCUUGAAAAGCACUAAUUCAGAAAAAGCCAUAACUUUAGUGUUACAAAAUAUUUAUCAGGUUUCAACAUAAAUUUAGAGAAUAAGGUAGAAGGGAAAAAAGGCCUUCAUUAUUUAUUUUUGAUGUCUCCUUACUGAAUAAAUUGAAAUAUGAAAUUUGUCUUUUC
This is a messenger RNA of Lemur catta (Ring-tailed lemur), 1702 nucleotides long. It is a transcript of the gene TMEM237, whose product is annotated as transmembrane protein 237. Gene Ontology annotation, cellular component: ciliary transition zone. The record is from RefSeq and is a predicted model, not a curated record. Bases 42 to 1250 code for a protein of 402 amino acids. Gene Ontology annotation, biological process: cilium assembly. Lineage: Eukaryota; Metazoa; Chordata; Mammalia; Primates; Lemuridae. The transcript is spliced from 13 exons.